Equus quagga is the source of this 3601-nucleotide messenger RNA. RefSeq names its product solute carrier family 29 member 2 (gene SLC29A2). The transcript has 13 exons. Gene Ontology annotation, molecular function: nucleoside transmembrane transporter activity. NCBI's taxonomy places the organism in Eukaryota, Metazoa, Chordata, Mammalia, Perissodactyla, Equidae. Gene Ontology annotation, biological process: uridine transmembrane transport; thymine transport; adenine transport. The record is from RefSeq and is a predicted model, not a curated record. Bases 1292 to 2650 code for a protein of 452 amino acids. Gene Ontology annotation, cellular component: basolateral plasma membrane; plasma membrane.
GAGAGAAGGAACAUAUAAGUUAUUAACCUCUAUUUAGAUAAAGUCGUCAGCAGAAGCCCUGAAGCCAGCUCUUUGUUGGAGAGAGAGGGAGAGAGGGAAAUUAACAGGUGUUAGAAACAUGUUGGCUCCUAAAUGAGAAUUUCCCCCUUGAUAUAUUCCGAAGGCCUGAAAGCAAAAUGAAAAGAGAAUAACUUUCUCUUUCAGCGUAAUUUAAUGCCGCCUCUGUUCUCCCUGAAACCACUUGUACAUCAUUAAAAUCCAUUUAUUCACCAAGCUUUUACGACAUCAAGCACCUGCUACAGACCGGGCAGUGGCGCCGCACGUUUGCGAUAAUAAAACGCUGAACCAGCCAAGCAAUCUUUGCCCCACAGACUCACAGUCGGCUGGAGAAAAAACCACAAGUACCUGGAAAUGGCCAUAAAAUUUCGUUACUUGUGAGAAUAAUUUGUGUACUUCUCCAGUAUCCCCUAUAUGCACGGUGACAGCAGAGAACACAAAUCCACUCGUAAAUGACAUGAGUUAGAGCAAAUUAAUUUCAAAAUGCAAUGGUUUAUAAUCUUAUCAGUUUUUCACAGAAAAAAAGUGGGAGGUGGGUGUAUCGUAAUAUGUUUGACGGGAUAUGACCUGGGACCGCCGAAAGUCUCUUUUUUUUUUUUUCAAGCGCCGGUGGCGGGAAGGCAAGAGGCGAGGCUGGGGAGGGGCCAGCGCUCACCUCCGGGUCACCUUUUCCUCCGGAGCUUUGCUUAACCCCUCACUGCUCCGCACGCAGCUCAGCUUCACCGCCACAGGGAAGCCCGCCUGGACGCUCCAGCGGGGCCCACGCCUCCGCUGUGCGCCCCAAAGACUCGGCGCUUCUCCAGGCACCAGCUGGAGGAAAAGGGUCCGUCUGUCCGUCUGUCUUCCAGACCGGCCCAGAGGCUCCGCCAGCACGGGCAUCUGGCCCUCUCCUCGGCCUCCGGAAGCGCCCAGCUAGGCGCAGCUCGCCAGGACCGCAGGCGACGGACGGUCUCUCUGGCUUCCCCGGGCGCCGGCCCCGCUCGGGUUACACCCGGGUUGGGGCUCCGCAGGCGCGCGGCGAGCAGGGCCCUCCGGGGGCUCCAGCCAGCGCGGUCUGGCACCACCUCCGAGCUAGCGGAGGGGACAGAACACCUCGCAGGGAGACCCGACCCGCCUCCCCUUUGCCCACCGCCAGCAAGACCCAGCCUCCGGGGUCCUCCCGCCCUUGAGCCCGGCGCAGGUGCAGGGGCGGCACCGCACCUCCUCCCACCUGGGCGCAUCCCUCCGGGCGGCCAUGGCGCGAGGAGAUGUACCGCAGGACAGCUACCACUUAGUCGGGAUCAGCUUCUUUAUCCUGGGCCUGGGCACUCUGCUUCCCUGGAACUUCUUCAUCACGGCCAUCCCGUACUUCCAGGGGAGGCUGGCAGGGGCCAACAGCACCGCCGAGACCCUGGGCACCAACCACACGGGCCCUGCAGACGCCUUCAACUUCAACAACUGGGUGACGCUGCUGUCCCAGCUGCCGCUGCUGCUCUUCACUCUCCUCAACUCCUUCCUGUACCAGUGCAUCCCUGAGACGGUCCGGAUUCUGGGCAGCCUGCUGGUCAUCCUGCUGCUCUUUACCCUGACGGCGGCGUUGGUCAAGGUGGACGUGAGCCCUGGGCCCUUCUUCUCCAUCACCAUGGCCUCCGUCUGGUUCAUCAACUCUUUCUGUGCAGUUCUGCAGGGCAGCCUCUUCGGGCAGCUGGGCACCAUGCCUUCCACCUACAGCACCCUCUUUCUCAGCGGCCAGGGCCUGGCUGGGAUCUUCGCUGCCCUUGCCAUGCUCAUGUCCAUGGCCAGUGGCGUGGAUGCCCAGACCUCCGCCCUGGGAUACUUCAUCACGCCCUGCGUGGGCAUCCUCAUGUCCAUCGUGUGUUACCUGAGCCUGCCUCACCUGGAGUUUGCCCGCUACUACCUGGCCAAGGAACCAUCGAAGGCUCAAGGUCAGGAGCUGGAGACCAAAGCUGAGCUCCUCCAUUCUGAUGAGAAGGACGGGAUUCCCAACAGCCCCCUGACUCUGGAUCUUGACUCUGAGAAGGAGCCAGAGUUGGAGCCAGAGGAGCCGCAACAGCCAGGAAAACCUUCAGUUUUCGUUGUCUUCCGAAAGAUCUGGCUGACGGCGCUGUGCCUUGUGUUGGUCUUCACAGUCACCCUGUCUGUCUUCCCGGCCAUCACAGCCAUGGUGACCAGCUCCACCAGUCCUGGGAAAUGGAGUCAGUUCUUCAACCCCGUCUGCUGCUUCCUUCUCUUCAACGUCAUGGACUGGCUGGGACGGAGCCUGACCUCCUACUUCCUGUGGCCGGACGAGGACAGCCGGCUGCUGCCCCUGCUGGUCUGCCUGCGUGUCCUGUUUGUGCCGCUCUUCAUGCUGUGCCACGUGCCCAAGAGGUCCCGGCUGCCCAUCCUCUUCCCACAGGACGCCUAUUUCAUCACUUUCAUGCUGCUCUUUGCCGUUUCCAAUGGUUACCUGAUGUCCCUCACCAUGUGCCUGGCACCCAGGCAGGUGCUGCCACAUGAGAAGGAGGUGGCCGGCACCCUCAUGACCUUUUUCCUGGCCCUGGGGCUCUCCUGUGGGGCCGCUCUCUCCUUCCUCUUCAAGGCGCUGCUCUGAAGUGCUCCGUCCACGGCUCUCCCGGCAGCUCUCUUCUCGCUGCCCCCUUUGGAGCUGAGACCCAGCGCAGGGGGCAAGGCGAGCCGGGCUCAAGCCCCUGCUGGGCUGAGGCCCCUUGGUCUGGGGGUGCCAGGAGGAGGCGGGCGCUGCUCUCCUUCCUGGGCUGGCAGUCAUUUAGGGUGCUACAAGGAAGAAUUCACCACCCGUCAUUCCAACCCUCACCCAGGAACGGAGCUGGCACAGACAGACUAUCUGGAUGUGCAUAAGACCUCACUGACAGGGUGCUGAUCAGGGAAAAGAGGGCCGGGGACCAUGGCCCUUCCUCACCGUCAGGAGUGCGUUUGUUAAUCACAAGAAACCCACCUGCUAAUCGCCAGGGAUCAGAGGCCACCAGCGGAGCCUUGCCGAGGUUGUGGCUGGUGUGACCCCAGCCUCAGGUUCAGAAUGGAGUGAGGGCCAGCCCAGAGAAGGAGCUCCUCUUCUCCCCAGGCCUCAGCAAUCUCACAAUCGAGUCCCUCGGACCUCAGGACAGAGGCUGCCGGGGCAGUUGAGGGAGCAUGGAGAAGGAACAGGUGUUAGGGGUUUGAGGGUGCUCAAAGGACCCUCUGGGCCUCCAACAGUGUUUUCAUUGUCAACACUUCCUGUCUCCACUCCCCAGAGUCCAGCUGGGCCUGGGUCCGGGAACCGCAGUUGGCCUGCAUGUGUGCACUGCACUUCACAGUGUGUAAAGCUCUUCCACACCCGCUUUCUCACCAAAGCCACAUUGAGGCCCUUGGAGGGAAACAGGCAGGGACUGUGCUCCCCCUUUGUACAGGUGAGGAAACCGAGUCCCAGGGGAAAGUGACUGGUUCGUGGCAGAGCCAGGACCCAGCCCCCCACUUCCCCGCCCCCCCAGUAGGUGCUGCUGUUCACCUGCUUCUCUUUUCCUUCUUGCUGUUUCUCCCUCUGACC